CGCUCACCGCAAGGAGAAAAGCCACCCAUCGCCCCCUCCCCUACCUCCCAUCCUUAGCCCCGGAGCUGCCUUCAUCGCAGUCACGCCCCUUCCUUCCGAGGAGCUUUCUGGCUGCUGAAGCUGGUAGACCCCCUGAUUUAUUCCUCCAUCUCUGCUCUCUUUCGCUUCAUCCUCUCUUAGUUCUUACCGUCCUCUCCACCCCCGCCUCCAGUCUGUCUCGCUUCUGACCAUCCGCUGCUCCACCCUCCGGCCCGGUAUCCUGCCUGUCCACUGCCACCAAGAAGAGCGCGGACGGAGCAGCGAGGAGGGGAGCAGCCCGGAGUUGGGGCGUCCCCGGUGCCCAUCCCUGGCCGCCGGCCCGGAACCGAAGCCACUUGAAGUCGUCACCUUGUCUGCAUUGCCUUCAGGGAGCUGCUGAGAAGGACAAAUAAGAUAACAGAAGUGAAAGAGCUUUUGUCUGCUUAGAAGACUUAGACACUAAAGAGUCCUCUGCAUUGCCAGAGCUGUCUGUUCACACCUCUGGUUUCCUGUUGGAUUGUGUCCCCUCUGCUUGACUGGGAACUCCUGGAGGACUGGAUUCUGUUUUAUUUCCCUUUUACUAUCCCCUCCCCCCCAGCCUAUUCAGUGCCUGGCUAUAAGUGACCAGUGCUUGGACUCUUGGCGGCGCUUACCCUGAACCUGAGUGUUAGGGGAGAGGAAUCUGCCGUUGCGGUUUCUGGAGCUGCUCAUAAGCAAGAAUUCCCUAUCCUGAUCAAGGCUUUAAGCCUAAAAGAAAGCAGAAAUAGGUCAAGGGCAGCCCAGGUGCCCAAUUUCUCUCUCUCUUCACAAGGCACCGCCAGCAAUAGAGAUGAGAAAUUCUGAAGAACAGCCAAGUGGAGGAACCACGGUAUUGCAGCGUCUGCUACAAGAGCAGCUUCGCUAUGGCAAUCCCAGUGAGAAUCGCAACCUGCUUGCCAUACACCAGCAAGCCACAGGGAACGGCCCACCUUUUCCCAGUGGCAGUGGGAACCCGGGCCCUCAGAGUGAUGUGCUGAGUCCCCAAGACCACCACCAACAGCUUGUGGCUCAUGCUGCUCGGCAAGAACCCCAGGGGCAGGAAAUCCAGUCAGAAAACAUCAUCAUGGAGAAGCAGCUUUCUCCUCGGAUGCAGAACAAUGAAGAACUCCCAACCUAUGAAGAAGCCAAGGUCCAGUCCCAGUACUUCCGGGGACAACAGCAUGCCAGUGUUGGAGCUGCCUUCUACGUUACGGGAGUCACCAACCAGAAGAUGAGAACUGAGGGACGCCCAUCAGUUCAGCGCCUUAAUCCUGGGAAGAUGCACCAGGACGAAGGACUCAGAGACCUUAAGCAAGGACAUGUCCGCUCCUUGAGUGAACGCCUGAUGCAGAUGUCACUGGCCACCAGUGGGGUUAAGGCGCAUCCGCCGGUUACCAGCGCUCCCCUCUCCCCACCACAGCCCAAUGACCUCUACAAGAAUCCCACGAAUUCCAGUGAAUUCUACAAGGCUCAAGGGCCACCUCCCAGCCAGCAUAGCCUGAAGGGCAUGGAACACCGAGGCCCCCCACCAGAGUAUCCCUUCAAGGGCAUGCCACCCCAGUCUGUAGUGUGCAAGCCCCAAGAGCCAGGGCUCUUCUAUAGUGAGCAUCGUCUGAACCAGCCAGGGAGAACAGAGGGGCAACUGAUGAGGUAUCAGCAUCCCCCUGAGUAUGGAGCAGCCAGGCCACCUCAAGACCUCUCUUUGCCACUGUCGGCUAGGAAUUCUCAGCCUCACAGCCCUACGCCUUCUCUCACUUCUGGGGGUUCCAUGCCCUUGUUGCAGUCUCCACCGUCCACUAGAUUGUCUCCUGCCCAACACGCCCUGGUCCCAAACCAAGGAGACCACUCAGCUCACCUGCCCAGGCCGCAGCAGCACUUCCUUCCCGGUCAGGCUCACCAGGGCGAUCACUACCGUCUCACCCAGCCCGGCCUCAGCCAGCAGCAGCAGCACCACCACCACCAUCACCAUCAGCAGCAGCCGCCGCAGCAGCCGCCGCCGCAGCAGCCGGGAGAAGCCUAUUCAGUGAUGCCUCGGGCUCAGCAGUCUGCUUCUUACCCACCCAUGCCUGCAGACCCCUUCGCCAUUGUCUCCAGAGCGCAGCAGAUGGUUGAGAUCCUCUCAGAUGAGAACCGCAACUUGCGGCAGGAGUUGGAAGGGUGUUACGAGAAGGUGGCAAGACUGCAGAAGGUGGAGACAGAAAUCCAGCGUGUCUCGGAGGCGUACGAGAACCUUGUGAAGUCAUCGUCCAAAAGAGAGGCCCUGGAGAAAGCCAUGAGAAACAAGCUUGAAGGCGAGAUUCGCAGGAUGCAUGAUUUCAACAGGGAUCUCAGAGAGCGUCUAGAGACUGCCAACAAGCAGCUUGCAGAGAAGGAAUACGAGGGGUCAGAAGAUACCAGAAAAACCAUCUCCCAGCUCUUUGCAAAAAAUAAAGAAAGCCAGAGGGAGAAGGAGAAGCUGGAAGCAGAGCUGGCCACUGCCCGUUCUACUAACGAGGACCAAAGGCGACACAUUGAAAUCAGAGACCAGGCUUUGAGCAACGCCCAGGCCAAGGUGGUGAAGUUGGAGGAAGAGCUGAAAAAGAAGCAGGUGUAUGUCGAUAAGGUGGAGAAGAUGCAGCAGGCCCUUGUACAGCUCCAGGCAGCCUGUGAAAAACGUGAGCAGUUGGAGCACCGUCUCCGGACACGACUGGAGAGGGAACUGGAAUCCCUCAGAAUUCAGCAGCGCCAGGGCAACUCUCAGCCCACCAACAUUUCAGAAUACAAUGCUGCUGCACUGAUGGAGCUCCUGCGUGAGAAGGAGGAGAGGAUCCUCGCCCUGGAAGCUGAUAUGACCAAGUGGGAGCAGAAGUACUUGGAGGAGAAUGUGAUGAGACAUUUUGCUUUGGAUGCUGCUGCCACCGUAGCUGCUCAGCGGGACACAACAGUCAUCAGCCACUCUCCUAACACCAGCUAUGAUACAGCUCUAGAGGCUCGCAUCCAGAAGGAAGAGGAAGAAAUCUUGAUGGCCAACAAGCGUUGCCUUGACAUGGAGGGCAGGAUUAAGACCCUUCACGCCCAGAUUAUUGAGAAGGAUGCCAUGAUCAAAGUGCUCCAGCAGCGUUCCCGGAAAGAGCCAAGUAAGACAGAGCAGCUCUCGUCCAUGCGCCCAGCAAAGUCUCUGAUGUCCAUUUCCAAUGCUGGAUCAGGCUUGCUCUCCCACUCUUCCACCCUGACUGGCACGCCCAUCAUGGAGGAGAAGAGGGAUGACAAGAGCUGGAAGGGAAGCCUGGGGAUCCUUCUGGGUGGAGACUACCGUGGGGAAUCUGUCCCUUCUACACCCUCACCGGUGCCGCCCUCAACUCCCCUGCUCUCAGCUCACUCUAAGACGGGCAGCCGAGACUGCAGCACCCAAACAGAACGGGGAACGGAACCGAACAAAACCACAGCUGUUGCUCACAUCUCUGUUCCUGCUCCAGUUGCUGCUGCCGCCACUGCUGCUGCCAUCACUGCCAAUGCUGCCACCAAUACUGCCACCGCUGCCACCAACACCACCACCAUGGUAGCUGCUCCAGUUGCUGCUGCUGCACCAGCUGUUGCUGCUGCCACUGCCACCCCACCGCCAGCAACUGCUGCUCUUGCUGCUGCUGUUUCUCCAGCUGCUGCUGCUCAGAUUCCAGCUGCUGCCUCUGCUGUUGCUCCUGCUGCUCCUGCUCCUACUCCUGCUCCUGCUGCUGCUGCCGCUGCUGCUGCCGUCGCUGCUGCUGCUGCUGCUGCUGCCGCUGCUGCUGUUCAGGUUGCUCCAGCUGCUUCGGCUCCGGUUCCAGCUCCAGCUUCAACUCCGGUUCCGGCUCCAGCAGCGGCUCAAGCUUCUGCUCCAGCUCCGACUCAGGCACCAACUCCAGCUCCGACUGUGGCUGCUACUCCAUCUCCGGCUUCAGCUCCAGCUGUGGGUCCGUCUGAGGCUCCUGCAAGUCCAGCUGCCGGUUCUGGACCACGUCGUUUGUCUAUACCAAGUCUGACCUGCAAUCCAGACAAGACGGAUGGCCCUGUUUUCCACUGCAAUACUCUGGAAAGAAAAGCUGCCAUUCAGAUCCUGGGACAGGAGCCUGAUGCAGAGAUGGUGGAAUAUCUCAUCUGAAGGGCCUAGUCAAGAGUUGCAGUUUAUCAGCAAGAAUGCUUUUAAUCAUUUUUCCCUUUUGUUGUUCUUAUGUUGAGGGUGAAGACAAGGGUGGGGGGAUGUUUUUAAGGACCUUUUUACUGAAACAACAUAGUACUUAAGUAAUACCAUACGAGUUCCAGCCUCUUCUGGUACACUUAGUGUGUACUUUUAAAGACAAAUUAAUCAGAAUGUGCUCUAAGGUUUAUUGUGGGGAUUUAUAAAAAUACUGGGACUUGUGAUAGCUGGAUAUAUGCCAAUGAUUUCAAUCUUCCUAAAUUUGUCUAGCAUUUCCAUACUUCAGAUCAUUUUUCAUUGAAGAGCACAGUAUGUUUGAAAGACAGUUUGUAACAUGUAGUUCAGAAGCGGGAAGCCGAAGAGAAUUUGUGUGCGUGCUGUUUUGCAUUGUUACCAUCUAGACAGCAUCCAGAGAGAGCUCUCACCUUGGGCUCAUGAAAGGAAAUAGUUUUAGGAGCUAGAUAAGCUGGAGAAAAGGCAGGGGGUACUAGAAUGUGGACGGGUGCUGGAGCUAAUUUUCCCUUCCAAUUCCCAGCUGCCCUGUGCCAGAGAAUUGUGUUUAUUUCAUUUCAGUGGUGCUUUGGAAGUGGAUUCUUUUGGUUCCCUCCUGGAGGUUAAUACAUUCAUAUAUAUACUUGGGAGUAAUUUAUGCAUUUGGAUAAUUAAUAUAUUGCUUUCAGAUGCUAGGAAAGUAAGUUAGCUGAGUGAUAUACAACUUCCUCUCUCUUAGGGGGAGUGAGACCAUCAGAGGCCUUAAUGGAUUGUUGCAUGAGUUGCUGUGUGCAGACUUUUGUGGUCAGUUUGUAGCCAGGAACACAGCUCACUGACUUUUCCUGAGACCAGUCUGCCUAGUGUUCAUUUCUUCUCCAGCACAGAUUCACUGGCUAGGUCACCAGUCUCAAAUUGCCAAUCAUUUGCAAAAUGAGGAAGCAUUUUUGGUGACCGGUCAAAUGCUUUGAAUUUCUGGUGACUUCUUUGAAAUUACUUCUCUUUUCCCAAAUUCUUAGCAUGACAUCUUAAAAGGCAUAUUUGCCUCGUACCUCCAAGGGAAUAGCAUCAGAAGCCCAAAGUACUGUGCUGCAGUUGCAGGAGAGGUGGGCUACAGCAGUAUACUUAGCUACUUCUUCUCACUGCCAGUGACUCCAUCUUGGAAUACCUUCUGGAGAGCAACAGAAAAUGCACGUGCAGGCAAGGACCAAGGAGGCCAUGGUUCCAGGCUCUGCCAGAGGGGCUGUCCCCAGAAACAGAAGGGCUGCCUUUUGCCAUAGGCCUCUGGUCUGUGUCACCUCUCUGCCCUUCAUUAAGGUGACAAAUCUACAGACAGUCUCAUUAAGAUCAGUUUUUUAGGGGUUUGGG
Molecule: messenger RNA, 5545 nt
Organism: Talpa occidentalis (Iberian mole)
Lineage: Eukaryota; Metazoa; Chordata; Mammalia; Eulipotyphla; Talpidae
Gene: AMOT
Product: angiomotin
Exons: 15
Coding region: 848-4153 (1101 amino acids)
Biological process (GO): hippo signaling; establishment of cell polarity involved in ameboidal cell migration; regulation of cell migration
Cellular component (GO): plasma membrane; bicellular tight junction; lamellipodium
Molecular function (GO): signaling receptor activity
Source: RefSeq, a predicted model, not a curated record